GGCAAUCAUAUGUCAUUGACUCAUCAACAAAACACAACAAUCGUAAAUAUUAAUUUGUUUUACUAAUUAUUCAUUUCCUAAAUAUUAUUAUGGAAUGGUAACAUAUUUGAAUAAAUUUUACGUGUUCUGAGAAACGUGUGAUUCAGGGCCCCAAAGUUUUAACAAGCCAGUUUUCUUUAUAUCCUUUUUAAAUCGUUUAUAUUCCAACAAUGGAAGCGAAAAUUGAGCCGCUCGAGUGCCUAAGGGAUUCUCCCAAGUUCAGGACUCUGCUGGAAGAAGAGGAACAAAGUAUUGAACAAUUGGAACAUCGAUUGGAAAAAAUUUUAAAAAUAUCUUCUACAAUGAUUGAAGCAGGGAAAACCUAUGUUGGACAACAGAGUCUAUUUGCAAAUAGUCUUUGGGACCUCAGUUUGCAUUUUAAAGAAGACCCAGAUGUUCUUAGUGCCUUAAAUAAAUUGAUUCAUAGCUUACAAGAAAUGAAUAAGUUCCAUACAACGUUACUUGAUCAAGCUUCAAGGAGUAUAGUAAAAAAUAUAAGUACUUUUAUUAAAAGUGAUAUUAAGGCUGUAAAAGAUUACAAACAUCACUUUGAGAAAUACUCUAAUGAUUAUGACAACAUUCUCCUAAGAAACUCACACAUUUCCAAAAACAAACCGCAAGAAGUUGAAGAAGUUCAAAACGUCUUAGUGGCUGUGAGGUCAUGCUUUGGUCACCAAGCAUUAAACUAUGUUAAUAGCAUUUAUGUUUUACAAGCUAAAAAGAGACAUGAAAUUCUCAGUACUCUCUUGUCUUAUAUGCAUGCAUGUACUGCUUACUUUCAUCAAGGUGAAGAUCUGUGCGAAGACUUACAACCAUUUUUUAAAAGGCUAGCAAAUGAGAUUAGCAAUAUGAGUUAUGAAACCAGAAAAAUUGAAAAAGAGGUCGAAAACUCUCAUAGCUUGGUCUCACAACCAGAAAGCCAACCUAUUUCAGUUUCAAACGACAGAAAAUCCCCUAAAUUAGAAGGUUAUCUGUUUAAAAGGACCUCUAAUGCAUUUAAAACCUGGAAUCGUCGAUGGUUUUAUUUAUAUGAUAAUAGGCUCGUUUAUAGGAAAAGGUCAGGAGAUGAUGCUGACACAGUAAUGGAAGAGGAUUUGAGGCUGUGCACAGUUAAACCUGUCACUGAAGGGGAAAGAAGGUUUUGUUUUGAAAUAGUGUCUCCCUCAAAAAGUCAUAUGCUACAAGCAGACUCUGAGGAAAUGUAUCAUCUCUGGAUAGAAACUUUGCAAAAAUGUAUUGGUGCGGCAAUUCAACGAGUUCAAAGUAUCGAUUCUCAGGAGAAAAGUAGUGAAGAAAAUCAAUAUUUAAAUAGUACUGGUUUGAACCAGUCUGUUAAUAAUAACAAAAAAGUUCAAAAGAUACGAAUAUGGGAAAAAAUAAUAAAAAUCCCCGGAAACAAUUUUUGUGCCGACUGUAAGAGUCCAAAUCCCCGUUGGGCUAGCAGAAACUUAGGAAUAACAUUGUGUAUAGAAUGUUCCGGAGUUCACAGGAGUCUGGGGGUACACUACAGCAAAGUGAGAUCCUUGACUCUGGACGAUUGGGAACCGGAAGCGGUGAAAGUGAUGGCCGAACUUGGCAAUGAUGUUGUCAAUAAAAUCUAUGAAGCCAAUGUACCGGAAGGGUUUCAGAGGGCAUCCGAAAACUGUACAGGUAUUGUUAGAGAAGAAUGGAUCAAAUCGAAAUACGUUGAUAAAGCGUUCGUAAGAAAAUUAUCCCAAUUCGAAGCAGAACAAGGUUCGAGCGAGAACCCUACCGAACUAAAAAAGUGGACCGUGAAAAAGAUCCGCAGGUCAUGCAGGUACACCAACAAAAAAGCCGUAAAAAAAGAACAACUGAAAGAAAAUCUCGAUGAAAAGGAAAAAGACGAAAUGGAACUUCCGGGGGAAAACUCAUCCGAAAAAAACGAGGAAGUUGGAAGCGAUAUUCUCUUAUUUGGUAAUGAUUUGGACGAGGAAACCGUUAGUACUAUUGACUUGAGUGAUCAGGAGAGUACUGAGGGUGACGAAAAUGGUUAUGCAGGUGUAGAAGAGAUAGAAAAUCUCGAUUUUGACCUUUUACUAUAUAAAGCAGCAGCCGUUCACAACUUGCCAGUGAUGUGUCAAGCAUACGCCUUAGGGGCAAACAUUAAUUGGACAAACCCGAAAGAUAAAGACAGGACACCUUUACAUGCUGCAGUGUUAAGUGGUUCUGUCAUGGCUUGCGCCUAUUUGCUCCUGAACGGGUCGAAAAUCAACGCGCAAGACAAAUGCGGACAUACGCCAUUGCAUUUAGCCACCGAAGAGGGUCACACGGCGCAAGUUUGUUUGUUUCUUAAAUAUAAGGCUGAUCAGCAUUUGGAAGAUGAGAAUGGAAAAGUGCCUUUGGCCAUGGCUGAAACCAAAGAGCAUGCUGAUAUUGUUACUUUAUUGCGAUUGGGUCGACUCAACGAAGAAAUGACGAAUGCGGAAUCCGGGAUUUCCGGAGACGAUAUGUUCAACGACGUAGUUCGGGAUUUUUCCCGAAUGGCCCCGGAAAAACUACUUAGGUCCAAAACCUUUAACGAAUAAUAGUGAUAUUAUAAGGUGCCUCGAAAUGUUUUCAUAGUCUAUGUAUGUUACUAAUUAUUGCUUUUAGUACUCACAAAUACUGAGUUUUUCUUAUACAUACAGGGUGUUAAAAAAAAUUAAAUUAUUUCUCUGUAAAUUGGUUGAUUUGGAAAAGUAUGAGUGGUAAAUACAGUGGCCUGAUAAAUGAUCAAUAAAAAAAUAUUUGUGACUUUAUUACAAUGAAACUAACAGAAAAUAUAUAAUUUUUUAGAAAAAGCUAAAACUUAUCAUUGAAUUAUAAAGAAUGUAUGAUAUAUGAGACCAAAGUUUAAUUAUUCUUGUAAAAUCAUUCAAUGAUCUCCUUUUGGCAACUAUCUAUUUGUUGUUUUUAUUUAAAAAUGUUGUUUUUCCAUGUUGUGCGGAAUUAUGAUUAAAGUUACACAAGUGAUGUUUCAAUAUCUUUAUACAAAAAUUGUUACAAUUUUUAAUGUAAUUCUAUUUUAAUAAUCUCUUUUUUAAGGUUUAACCCUGUAUAGUAUGAAGAAAAGCUAUUUUAGCAUCUAAUUUAGAUAUUGUUUGUAGAAUAAUAGACAUCACCCAGUAUUGUUUUACUCACUCGGUAUUUAUGGACAUUCCUAUUUCCAGGGUGUCCUUUUUAAGCGAUACUAAUGUUAAAUUAGAAAAAAUUAGCUUUAUAAAAUAAGAGAGAUAAUUUUUAGGCUCCUUAGAGCUAUAAUUUAUAAAUUUUGUGUCAUUUUCCAGAUACAAGUGAAAACAUUUGCCAAAAACUUUCUUUUGACGUAGAAUUGAGGUAUGAACAACAUUUUAUUUUAUAAAACGGACCUACAGCAUCGGACAAAAAUAGAGCGACGAUACAGUUUUUUUCUUUUAUUAAAAAAGCAAAAACGCAAGAAGAAUUAAAACUCAAUAAAACAAAUACACUCAUUAAUAAACAUAUAUUUAUUACAUAACAUACCAAAAUUCUUCCGUAUAAACAAGAUCAUAAAAAGAAAAGUUAAAUAUUUCUAUACGACUAAAAUUAAGCGACGCUUACAAUAAAAAUAAAAGAAAACAUUAUCAGAUUGCACUCUUAAUAUUUAGUCCACAAGCCUUUAUUUGCCAUUACCUGGCGGCACCUUUGAGGCAUGGAAGAAAUUAAAUUACGUGUGUACAAACACACAUUACGUGUAUUUCUUAUGGGUUCUCUAUUUGGCGUAGGACUAUAAUUAUAACAUAUAAUGUGAUUGGCGUGAAAAUAUUUUUCUAUUUUUUGAAAAUAUAGCUGUUUUAAAUUUUGUAUUGCAAAAAGGUGCCCAAUAAUGCGGGUCUAAGUUGGAUAGGAUUUUCUUUGUUUUUUAGUAAGAAAAUACCGCAUUUUAGGUUAGGAAAUGUAACAUAAAGUAAAUUGGAAAACGUUUUAUUAAAAAAAAAUAGAAGGUGAUAACUAAAAAUUAUUUCUAAACAAAUGGAAAAAUACACCAAAUAUUUAAAACAUUGUGGAAAAAGUGGCAUAAUUGAUAAAAAUAUGGAAAACCCCUUUAUUACUUUAAUUUGGCUUUAUGAAUUACAAAAAAACAUUCAACAGAUAUUGGUGGUUUACCUGGACAGGCAUAUGUAUAAAUUUUAGCGGUUGUGUAUAGUAUUUACACACACGGCACAGAUUGAUAAAAAAUAAUACUGCGCCGCGUGUAUACAUAUUAUACAUGCUUCUAAACAAGGUCAAAUACAAAAAAAAGUGUCUCUUGCUACUAUAUUUGGAUCUAAAAUCUACUUAUUAGAAAACAAAAUUAAUAAAACACUCCCGGCGCACCUGACCCAAGUUCUGAUAUACGCCCGGCAGUCAACGUGUUAACUACUUUUCCUCCAAUUCGAUAGUUCUGAAUGGUCCUCGACACAACAGAUUUUGAAACCCUUAGUUCUUGUUUUAUUACGUAUUGUGGUGUUCCCAUAUUAUAAGAUGCAAUAAUUCUGUCUUUAAGAUCAAUAGAAAAACCAACCUUUACAACCAACUUUACCUAAAAAACUUUUACCACGAGGCAUUUUUAAACAAAAUAUAGAUUUGAUACCGACCAAAACCGAUGUUUAUCUACUAAUGGUAUGAACAAUAUCGAUUAAGUCGCUUUAUUUUUGUCCAUGAAAAAAUGUAUAAAAACAUACAACAAUUUACUACUCUUGCUAUUCAUCACAAGAGGCAAAGAAUAUUUAAAUACGAUUAACAAAGGUAUGUACUGAUACUACAAAAUUGUUCCAGUACAGGUACAGUCAAGUUUUUUAGGAAUAUUAUAGCGUCGCUUAAUUUUUGUCCGAUACUGUAUGUACAUGUAAGGUACGGUAUUACUGUUUAACUUUAAAAAUUAUGUACAAAAAAAUUCAUAUUUCACCUUAUUAAGGUUAAGAACAGUAAUUAGAUACAUUCUAAAUUUUUGAUUAAAAUCUGUUAUAUUUUCGGCAUUUAAGUGUUAUGUUAAAUAAAUUAAAAUAAGUUUUCCCCUCUGUCUAGGAAAUACAAUUCGACAAUAAUUGACAAAUUUUAUAGUUAUACUAGUAUCACUUAAAAUGGAGACCUAAUGUAUAAUUGUUGCUCUUUAUAUUGUUUUUUUUAUUAGACUUUAUGAUAUUUACACUAUUAUACUGCCCUAUAAAAUUAUGGUUUAUUAUGUUACAUUUGCAUAUCUAUUCGUAUAGUUAAAAUAGUAACAUCUGAGGAGAGAUAUUACAGGGUUGUGUAGGUAUGUGAUAUGCAUUAAUGUAUUUUUUAACAAAAUUAAAUUCUGAGUAUGAUUGUAUAACCAUUUUUACCUAUUUUAUAUAUAUAUAUAUUUUAAUAAUGUUUAUAUAAUCUCAAAACACAUAGUUUUUAUUUUUAUUAUACAUUUAGUAAUAAGUUAUUGAGUCAACGAACUUUAUUCCUAAUUUCGUUUAUAUAUUAUGAUAUACACAUGUUUUAGUAAAAGUGAUUGUAAGAA
Messenger RNA from Anthonomus grandis grandis, 5530 nucleotides. It is a transcript of the gene CenB1A, whose product is annotated as arf-GAP with coiled-coil, ANK repeat and PH domain-containing protein 2. NCBI's taxonomy places the organism in Eukaryota, Metazoa, Arthropoda, Insecta, Coleoptera, Curculionidae. Gene Ontology annotation, cellular component: cytoplasm. The record is from RefSeq and is a predicted model, not a curated record. Gene Ontology annotation, molecular function: GTPase activator activity; protein binding. The transcript is spliced from 15 exons. The coding region runs from base 210 to 2585 and encodes 791 amino acids.